Teleopsis dalmanni is the source of this 1249-nucleotide messenger RNA. It is a transcript of the gene JMJD7, whose product is annotated as bifunctional peptidase and (3S)-lysyl hydroxylase Jmjd7. Gene Ontology annotation, molecular function: 2-oxoglutarate-dependent dioxygenase activity. The record is from RefSeq and is a predicted model, not a curated record. Bases 67 to 1026 code for a protein of 319 amino acids. The transcript has a single exon. NCBI's taxonomy places the organism in Eukaryota, Metazoa, Arthropoda, Insecta, Diptera, Diopsidae.
CAAAUUGUGUCAAAAAAGUGGAACCACAAAAUAUAUCUCCAACACAUUUUACACAUAACAUGUGUUAUGGAUAGAAUUAAUUUAGCUUUUCAAACACUUUUAAAUGAAGCAGAGGAUUUUAGGAUCGGUUCUGAUAUAUUAGAGUUAAACACUGUUCCAACUGCUUUAGAAUUCACUCGUGAUAAUUAUGCGAAAAACGUGCCUGUAGUGAUUCGAAAUGCAGUAAAAGGUUGGAACGCCGUGAAACACUGGACACCUGAAUAUUUGCAAAAAAAAAUUCAUAAUAAAAAGGUUGACGUAGCGAUAACACCAAAUGGUUAUGCAGAUGGGUUGGCGCAGCAAGAUGGAAAUGACUAUUUCGUAUUGCCUUUGGAAGAGAGUAUGCAUUUCUCCGAGUUUCUGCAGUGUUUAGACAACUCCGCUGGGCCCGUGUACUACAUACAGAAACAAAAUUCAAACUUUUUUGAAUUUCCUGAAAUAGCAGAUGACAUAGAUAUCAGUUGUUUAAGUUUCGCAACAGAAUGUUUUAAUAAGCCCCCGGACGCUGUUAAUUUUUGGAUGGGCGACGAGCGUGCAAUAACUUCGAUGCAUAAAGAUCCGUAUGAUAAUUUAUAUUGCGUUGUUGCAGGCUACAAAGAUUUCUUAUUAUUACCUCCAUAUCAAAUUAUGACUAUCCCCCGAAAGAAAUAUCUAACAGGUGUGUAUAGAAGGUCCGGUACAGGAAAAUUUUUUAUUGAAGCAAUGACACAGCACUCUGAAGAAGGUAUUUCUGAACCAGUAUUAACUGAAUGGAUUAGCAUAGAUCCUCUUAAUCCCGACUUCACUAAAUAUCCACAAUAUCGUCAGGCUACACCCUUAAAAGUACGCGUAAACGCUGGGGAUGUGUUGUUUUUACCAAAUUUUUGGUACCAUCAUGUUAGACAAAGUCAUAAAUGUAUAGCUGUAAAUUUUUGGUAUGACAUGGACUUUGAUAGUCGAUAUUGUUAUUUUCGAAUGCUUGAAAAAUUAACAGAGUGUCAGGAAUGAAAAUUAAUGGAAAAAAAAACAGAAAUAACUGAACAAUAAAUUAUUUUUAAAAUUAAAUGUUUAUUGCCUAUUUCAAAAGAUGUCCAAGUUACCAAUAUUGGUGUACGGUACUAUGAGUUGGUUUCAUACACUGGAUUAUAGAAAAUAUAUUCAUUUUUUUUUUAGAUAAGUGAUAUAUGUUUAAUAGAAACAAUAUUCUGUCUUUGCGAAAUUUUAUUCGAUU